Molecule: messenger RNA, 1524 nt
Organism: Cladophialophora immunda
Lineage: Eukaryota; Fungi; Ascomycota; Eurotiomycetes; Chaetothyriales; Herpotrichiellaceae
Exons: 4
Coding region: 207-1406 (399 amino acids)
Source: RefSeq, a predicted model, not a curated record
CGAGUUUCUGCAUUUACUGAAUAUAUACGUCUUCAAAGCCUUAACAAGAAUAUCAGAAGGCUCGUAACAGCGCCGUUAAAUUGCUCUUGUUUCCGGUGUCUUGUCUUCAUCCCAGUGGGUUUUAAAAAGUCUUCGCCAUCCCUUUUAGGAGCAACCACAGUUCCGUAGGAUUCUGAACCAGCAAUCUUCUACAUCUCUCCUUCAAGAUGUCGUUCGAUGAGCAGUUUGAAUCUGCCACCAAACCUAGUCCAAUUCGAAAAAUCGUUGGAGCUGUCGUGAUAGCAGCUGACGCUUCCGGCGAUAUCAUAUACCAUGGUGCUAAAGGAUUCACUUCUGUUGAUUCAGAGGCCGCCAAACCGAUGACAGAAGAUACUACUUUCUGGAUCGCUUCAUGCACAAAGCUUCUGACCACCAUUUCAGUCAUGCAAUGUGUCGAGCAGGGCAAAUUGAACCUUGAUGAGGACGUCUCCUUAAUCUUCGAUGAGUGGAAGUCACCAGACAUCUUGACGGGGUGGAAGGAAGACACGGGAGAACCAGAGUUUAAAAAGGCAACGAAGAAGAUUACGUUGCGCCAGUUGCUGACACAUUCUAGUGGUAUGGGGUAUGAUUUCCUUUCACCAGACCUUAUGAAGUGGCGACAGUGGCGCGGCGAGACAACCCGUCCGGGUAAUGGCGAAAUUCGGAAACAAUACCUUAUGCCCCUUUUGUUUGAGCCAGGCGAAGGCUGGAGCUAUAGCUGCAGCAUUGACUGGGCUGGCAAAAUGGUGGAGCAGGUGAAUGGAGGCAUGACGCUUGGGCAGUACAUGAAGAAGAAUAUUUGGGAACCUUUGGGAAUGGCGUCCACGAGCUUCCGCCCUGGAGAGAACGAAAGGGUGCGCAGUCAUCUGUGUGCCACGACUGCCAGAACACCGGAAGGAGACCUUGUAUCGGCCGACCCAUACCCCAAUCCAAAUCCGAAGGACGACCUUGGUGGCGGAGGGCUGUAUUCAUCUGCCCAAGACUAUAUCAAAGUGCUCAUAUCAUUACUCAAAAAUGAUGGUAUUCUCCUCAAAUCAGAGACCGUGAAUAUGAUGUUCACACCACAACUUUCGGACGAGGCUAGUUUGGUUGCAACAGUGACUACACCAGGGGCAGGGCCUAUGUUUCGAGGAGGGAUUGACAGUCCGGCGUGGAAUUUCGGCCUGGGAGGCAUUCUGAAUAUGGAAGACGUGAAAAAUCUUUGCAAAAAAGGAACCAUGUCAUGGGGCGGCCUUCCAAACCUUUUCUGGUGGAUCGAUCCCGCUGCCGGGAAUUGCGGCAUGUACGCAUCCCAAAUUAUUCCUCCCGGCGAUGCAGAGUCAAUGAAUCUUGCGGUCGCGUUUCGCAGAGAGAUCUUUGCUCGGCAUCAUGUCCAAAGUAAAGCAUAGGCAUAGACGAGAGAACUGCCUUGACGACUUCAAGCACAACAUUGUGUGGUGCCGUCAAUCGGGCUCUUCAUGUUGGUACCAAGUUGUUUUGAUGUUUGCAGCUUCUGGAGAAAAUGAC